This is a messenger RNA of Heterobasidion irregulare TC 32-1, 1647 nucleotides long. RefSeq lists its product as uncharacterized. The transcript is spliced from 8 exons. NCBI's taxonomy places the organism in Eukaryota, Fungi, Basidiomycota, Agaricomycetes, Russulales, Bondarzewiaceae. Bases 1 to 1647 code for a protein of 548 amino acids. The record is from RefSeq and is a predicted model, not a curated record.
AUGUCAAAUGUUGAUGGCCUCGCUCAGUACCGCUGCCCGCAUGAACUCGCAAUGCAAGUAUUUCAGACGCCAUCAAGGGGAGAGCGAUACGUGGAGCCUGGGAGCCCCAUCUUUUUCGCGCAAGGACAAAUCAAACUGGAGAUACAUGGUCUGCCGAGCUCCAUAGACCCCAACUCUGUGCGAAUUACAGGUUUAGGAAAUGUGCAAUUAUUGGGCAUCGCAUGUACCGUCGGCAAGGUUCAGCCUUUGCCUACUGGCGCUGCAGAGGCCAUCCGCAGCCUCCAGUCCAAGCGUGCAUUGCUCCACGAGGAAAAGAAAAUCAUUGACGCGUCGUUGGUCGCCCUAAACAACUAUGUGACCGACAUGAAAGGCGACAAAAUCAGUCCGAAAGAAGCAGACAGCUUCCUGGACACUUAUAUGACUCGUGCGCGAGCACUGAUCAAAACCGGUACUGGACUUGACGAGCAUAUUUUGCUUAUGAAAAGGGAGAUCAGGGCUUUGACGCUGGAGCAGUCGGCCAAGCAGGGUAGGGCCGAGGGCCUGGUGACUGUGAUAGUGAUGGCUCAAGCAGCGACGGAUGUUGAGCUCAAGCUGACUUAUGUUGUACGCAACGCGACAUGGUCGCCGACGUAUGAACUGCUGGCGGAGUCAGAGAGUGGGAAGCCUGCUUCUGCGGUCUCGCUUCACUAUCGUGCACGGAUCACGCAGAGCACGGGCGAAGACUGGACGAGCGUUGCGCUGACUCUGAGCACGGUGGCCAUGGACGGAUCAGAUCAGCGUAUUCCUGACCUCAAACCCAUCCGUAUCUGCCCGCCCACCGUUAUGCCUCUUCAUGCUCUUGGUGGUCUCUUCGGGCGCUCCUCGGGUGCCUUGAAUGAUAAUUAUGAAGAUCUAGAGCCCGGGACGAUCGUGAAUGCAAGCCCUUUGUCGAUGUCUUAUCGUGUUGAGGGCAAGUCGAGCAUCUCGAGCGACGGCGUCACGCACAACGUUUCCUUCGCACAACUCCAGUUCGAGGCUGAGGUCGCUCACAUCGACGUUCCACGUGUUAAAGCGAUCGUGUAUUUGCAGGCUGGGGUGAAGAACACGAGCAAUUACUGGCUGCUGCCUGGCCCAGUGAACGUGUUCCUCGAUGAUGGUUUCGUCUCUCAAACUUCGAUUCAGGAUAUUGCGCCAGGUGACACGUUCGACUGCACGCUUGGGCCCGACUCGUCGACGAAGAUCACGUACGCGCGCCAGUCGAAGCUUGUCGUCGCGAGCGCGAGCGCGUUCUCGGAGCCGUUUAAGAUGAUGACGUACACCGCCCACACGAUCGUGUACAACAGGCACGCGUUUGCGCUCGAGCGCCUCAUCGUGCGCGAUGUGAUCCCCGUAUCGGUCGAGGAGGAUCGUGUGCGGGUGAUCUUGCGCUGUCCCGAGAUCCUCGCGGAGGCUAAUGAGGGCGAGGAUUGUGUGGUCGCCCAGUCGGACGGGGGCGUGGGCGUGGAUGGUCUCAAGGUGCGAUGGAGGAAGGUACAAGGAGAUAAAGGUGGGAAGAAUGAGGGCAUGUUUGAGUGGGUUGGGGCUGUGGGCGCUGGGAAGGAGAUCAUGAUUGAGACGGAGUGGGAUGUGAGAGCGCCUGCUGAUGUUAACUGGGUCGAGACGAGUUGA